UUUUUAAGUAAAUUAUUAACUGAAGAUUUGAAAAAUGCUGUUUCAAUAAAGGAGAUGGAAUUGCUUAGCCAGACGAAAAACUUGACCGAAACCAACAACAACAAAGUUGUCGAAUUAAAUGCAAAAACUGAGCAGCGGAUAGUCGAGAAAGACAAAGAAACACACGAAUAUAAACGUGUUAUUGAUCAACUUCCCUUGAGAACGAAAAACUUCAAGGCUAUUUUCAAAAGGUGA
Meloidogyne enterolobii is the source of this 234-nucleotide messenger RNA. The record is from the annotation of a GenBank genome assembly. NCBI's taxonomy places the organism in Eukaryota, Metazoa, Nematoda, Chromadorea, Rhabditida, Meloidogynidae.